GGAUGCAACUUAUUAAGCUUUUCACUGCACGUUUCCUCCCGUCGCUUGAGAAAAUCCACUGCCAGGACAGAUGUCCACAGCACCUAAUAAUCCCUGUAGAUAAAAUAUCGCGAAAUUCUCCAUUUUGAAGAAUCAUUCGAUUGAUCUUUGAACUGCAAUGGCGGGCACUGUGGGCAUUCCGAUCAUCUGCAAUGCGGCGGUUUGUUGGGAGGCUGGUAAGCCGCUGGUGAUCGAGAAGGUGGAGGUGGCGCCGCCACAAGCGAUGGAGGUUAGGGUUAAGAUCAAGUACACUUCGCUUUGCCACACCGAUCUUUACUUCUGGGAGGCUAAGGGCCAGAAUCCCUUAUUUCCUCGCAUUUUUGGCCACGAAGCUGCAGGCAUCGUGGAAAGUGUUGGCGAAGGCGUGACAGAUCUCAAGGAAGGAGACCAUGUUCUUCCUGUAUUCACAGGAGAAUGCAAGGAGUGCGUACAUUGUAAAUCAGAAGAGAGCAAUAUGUGUGAUUUGCUCAGGAUUAAUACUGAUAGAGGUGUAAUGCUAAGUGAUGGAAAAUCAAGAUUUUGUGCAAGGAACACCCCCAUCAACCACUUUUUAGGAACUUCCACGUUUAGUGAAUACACAGUCAUUCAUGUUGGUUGUCUUGCCAAGAUCGAGCCAUCUGCUCCUCUCGACAAAGUUUGUGUUCUUAGUUGUGGGAUUUCCACAGGUUUGGGGGCAACACUCAAUGUAGCAAAGCCAAAAAAGGGCUCCAGUGUAGCCAUUUUUGGUCUUGGAGCUGUGGGUCUUGGUGCAGCAGAAGGUGCAAGAAUUGCUGGAGCAUCUCGAAUUAUUGGUGUUGACUUUAACCCAAACCGAUUUGAGGGAGCAAGAAAGUUUGGACUCACCGAGUUUUUGAAUCCCAAGGAUUAUGAAAAGCCAAUACAAGAGGUCAUUGCCGAAAUGACUAAUGGCGGAGUUGACCGAAGCAUCGAAUGCACCGGCAAUAUCGAUGCCAUGAUUUCUGCAUUUGAAUGUGUACAUGAUGGCUGGGGCGUUGCUGUGCUGGUGGGAGUGCCCAACAAGGAUGCCAUGUUCAUGACAAAGCCUAUAAAUGUGUUGAAUGAGAGAACUCUGAAAGGAACAUUUUUUGGCAACUACAAGCCAAGGACUGACCUUCCUUCUGUUGUUGACAUGUACAUGAAGAAGGAAUUAGAAGUGGAGAAAUUUAUCACCCACAGGGUAACUUUUUCUGAAAUCAACAAAGCAUUUGAUUUGAUGGUGAAGGGCGAAGGUCUGCGUUGCAUCAUCAGUAUGGAGGAGUAGAAGAGCUGCUUAAUAAUUAUCAUUUAACUUCUUAUGUUUAGAGAAUAAUUAGGGAGGUCUUAAGCAAUGGUUGAGCAGUGAUUAGCUUUGCUAUUUACAUGCCCCCAUGACAUUAUUGCAAUAAUAUGUUUUUGUAUUAGCAUUGAGAAUUACUAUAUUAAUAAUAGGUAAUACUUUAUUUUAUUUUAUUU
This is a messenger RNA of Phalaenopsis equestris, 1491 nucleotides long. Its product is annotated as alcohol dehydrogenase-like. Gene Ontology annotation, molecular function: zinc ion binding; S-(hydroxymethyl)glutathione dehydrogenase [NAD(P)+] activity. Gene Ontology annotation, biological process: formaldehyde catabolic process. The record is from RefSeq and is a predicted model, not a curated record. Gene Ontology annotation, cellular component: cytosol. Bases 158 to 1300 code for a protein of 380 amino acids. The transcript has 10 exons. NCBI's taxonomy places the organism in Eukaryota, Viridiplantae, Streptophyta, Magnoliopsida, Asparagales, Orchidaceae.